Molecule: messenger RNA, 2591 nt
Organism: Moneuplotes crassus
Lineage: Eukaryota; Ciliophora; Spirotrichea; Euplotida; Euplotidae
Source: the annotation of a GenBank genome assembly
AUGGAGAAGCAGCUGAGAUGUAGGAGGGUUCUUAAUCAUUCUUUGAGGAAGUACAGAGUUGGGGUCAAGCAGGGGAGGAUUGGAGGGCUGGGGAAUAGGUGAAGGAAUAGCAGUGGGAGAUUUAUGAAUAGAUCAGCCUUUAGAUCAAAACCAGGAACUGCUGGAGCAAAAACACGUACUAGAGGGCUAAACAUUGAAAAAUAUGGAAACUCAUCGAAACAAAGAACUCAUAAUUCUCUAUUCGGGAACUCCAUCAUUUGCAGUCCAUUUCCUAGUACAAAAUAAAUCUGUUCAAGGUCGUAGGAUUUUAUCAGGGCACUCUAAGAGACCUCGGUCCAAACGGGUAAAGACGUGUAAGGCCAAGGUCAGAAGAGGUGUUAAUCAGGGCUCUCUGACAACACACCAGGCUUGUUCACAAGUGUUUGGGUCUGCCAAAAUUUCUCGGGAUCAUUCCAGGAAAUAUUUAAACCUUAGCCACAGCCACCAGGCUCAGACUGCGAAGGCAGGCAAGUUUAGUAGUAAAGAUAGAAAUUUUGGGGUCAAACCAUUUGAAAGUUAUUUUAGUUCAAGUCCUUCACGAAGAAGAAUGCAAAAGAGGAUAUUAACCCAGCAUAAUUCAAUUGAGAGCGACUUGUCCUGCUUUACAAUGAAGGAAAAUAAUGAAACGAACCAAUGAAUCCAGAGAUGGAAGCAUUUGGAGAAUAAUGAUAAGACAAUCAUCCAGAAUCGCUUGGUGAUGCAACAGAACUGUACUGAUAUGAUCAGAAAGACCACUAAGCAAAUCAAAUAAUAUGACUUAUAAGCUCUGCACAGUUGUAGCUGACGGGGAAUAUCACAUGACUCUAGCUCCUAACACCCUUGAAGAGGUUGAAAUUAUGGAAGAUACUCCUGUAUACUGAAAAAUGUAUUGUAAAGGUUUCCCAAGCCCUGCAAAGAUAGUCAUCAAGUAUAUAUCAAAAAGUGAUCUUACAGUUUUUACUUCUUUUACUCGCACAAUGCCAGAUAAGAAUCAUUGCGAUAGCUUGUACACAAAGCCUAAUAAAUUUUAUAUCCAAGCGAAGGACCAAAGCAGACUAGCUAACCAGCUGAGCCAGGCUCCUUUUACCAGUCCUUUAACAUUGAAAAAUUUCCCAAACGAGUUUAUAUAUCUGUCACUCUACUCUUUAAAAGGUUGAACAGUGAAAAUAUCAAUGAGCUUUCCUGAUCACAACCCAGCAAGAAGGCUUUCCCUGGCAACUGGAGGGCAAGAUGAAAACUAUAGUGAAAACGAAGCAGAAGUAAAAGAAAGAGAAAAGCAAGAAAGGAUAAUGAGCCAACUUAAAAAAUAGAGUUAUCGAAGAGCCUGUUGGAGACCAUCUUAUACAGAAGAAUAAAGAUCAUGCCAAAUUCUGGCCUCAAAUUAAGAGCAGGAGUAUUCGUGAAAGGAAGAGUACAUUUACAGAAAGAGCAAGAAGAUAUAACCAGCAAAAAUAAAAUGCUAAUAAAAGAGCAUAUGGAGAAGAGCAAAAUAUACCUUCAGCGCUGGGAAGUCAUGAAGCAAAAGCAGAAAGAACAACAGAGAGUCAUGAGAAAAAUUGAAAAUCAGAAUCAGUUUAAGAAGAUCUGGAUUGUUUUUGUGCAGCAACACAAAGCUGUUAAGCUUAUGUUUGAUGAACUCUUCCGGUUAUAAAAGAGCAAAGGAUUAUUGAAAAGAAGAAAUAUUUUUAUGGCACUAAACUAUACAUAAAAAUACAAAAUUCUCUUGCUAAACAAAGUAUUUAUUCAGAUCAGAGGAUGCUAUAUCAGGCUAUUUAUAGUAUGGACUUCUUCGCUCAGGCUAAUCUCAAUAUAAUACAGGCAAGAGCAAAGAGGGUAUUUAAGGACUUUAUUUUGUCUUCUUCAAAUCAUUUACAUGUGAAAUCAAAAUUCUUGCAUUUUAGUAAAACUAUUUCAUCCCUCCAGAGUCGGUGGCUAAAAAUAAAGGAGAAAUAAAAAGGACAGAAUGAAGCUCUUGCUCUUCAAGUACGAGUUAGAGUUAGAGAACAUGAUAGAUUAUUGCAAUGAGUCCAAGAGUAAGAAGAGUAGGGCCCUUCUUAGAAAAUUGGAGAACAUCAAGCCUGAAGUUAAGCAAAAUAUGUUGGAACUAUAUUACACAAAAGUCCGAACUCUUUAUGCAGCAAGGUUUUAUGAGUGGAGAAAGUUCCAACUUGCCAAGAAAGAUCUGCCCUUUGAAAAUACACAGAAGAUGGAGAAGAAAAUUGAACAAGUGAAGAAGAUCCAUUCUUAUAUUUAUGAAGGAAUAGACCCCUCUGUAUUGAUUAGUAGUAAACGGCUCCAUCUCAACCAACCCUGAGAUGAUGGAGAAAUGAGCGUAAAGAAAAAGAAGCCAAAAACUUUUAAAUCUAUGAUUAAGAAGAGUAUGGGUAGUUUCCAGUAUAAGAGAGAUCAAGAUAUUAUCCUUAAUCUUCCGACACCUCCAUUUUUCUUAUAUAUACCACAAACACAAGAGAUGCAGUUGCUGAUUAAAAAAUGCUGAAUGGUCAAAUCUGUGGAUGAUAUCGAAGAUUUAUAACUUAUUUAAAGAGAAAAAGCAAUAGAUAAUUGCCCAUCUU